Messenger RNA from Frankliniella occidentalis (western flower thrips), 3065 nucleotides. RefSeq names its product DNA replication licensing factor Mcm2 (gene Mcm2). The transcript is spliced from 10 exons. Gene Ontology annotation, cellular component: nucleus; MCM complex. Lineage: Eukaryota; Metazoa; Arthropoda; Insecta; Thysanoptera; Thripidae. Gene Ontology annotation, molecular function: single-stranded DNA binding; single-stranded DNA helicase activity; ATP binding. The record is from RefSeq and is a predicted model, not a curated record. Gene Ontology annotation, biological process: mitotic DNA replication initiation; DNA replication; double-strand break repair via break-induced replication. Bases 154 to 2853 code for a protein of 899 amino acids.
GCAGAAACCAUCAACAAAAACAUCAACAACAACAGCAACACUGGUUUUCGCGCCAAAGUAGGAUCAAACAACGGACACGGACUCGUGCAGCGUAAACGUCUCUCGUUGAAAAGUAUUUGUCAAAAAAACAUAGUUACUUUUUGAACUUCAACCAUGUCGUCUAAUGGACGAGAUACUCCAAGUGAUUUCGACAGGUCAGUCGGUGACGCCCGUCGGGAAGCUGUCACCUCCCCAGUUCGUGACUUGGAACCCUUCGAAGAUGAAAGUGAUCUUAUUGGGGGCGAUGUGGAUAGCGUUAGACAGUUUGAGGAUGAAGAGGAAGAAGAUGGAGAGGAGUUAUUCGGAGACAACAUGGAGGCGGAUUACCGCCCCAUGCCUGCAUUGGAUCAAUACGAUCCAGAUGCACUUGAUGAUGAGGGAGACUUUGAGAACAUGUCUCAAUCAGACCGAAACGCUGCUGAACUAGCAAUGAAGCGAAGAGAUCGAGAGGAAGGAAUGCUUGGGCGACGUGGGGACCGUGAACUUAUAUAUGAUGAUAGUGAUGAAGAAGAUGAGCCCCGGAGGAAAAGAAGAAUGGCUGAAAAGGCUGCUGCAGGAGAUAUGGAAGAUACAGAUAUGAUUGAAUCAAUUGAAAACCUUGAGGAUACCAAAGGCCAUACAAUCAAAGAAUGGGUGUCAAUGAUAGGUCCACGAACUGAAAUUGCUAACCGUUUUAAAAACUUCUUGAGAAACUAUGUUAAUAGUAAGGGGCAAUAUGUUUUCAAGGAUCGUAUUCGGCGUAUGUGUGAAAGCAACCACAGCAGCCUUGAGGUUGAAUUUCCAGCUCUAGCUGCCAAAGAACAUGUCUUGGCCUUCUUCUUGCCUGAUGCUCCAAUGGAAAUGCUGAAAAUUUUUGAUGAAGUCGCUAAAGAGUUAGUGCUUACAAUUUUCCCCAGCUACGAGCGAGUUGCAAGCACAAUCAAUGUGAGAAUAUCAGAACUACCGCUCAUUGAAGAACUCCGCACAUUUAGGAAAAUACAUUUGAAUCAGCUUGUUCGGACUAGUGGUGUUGUGACUGCCACAACAGGUGUGUUACCUCAGUUGAGUGUUGUUAAAUAUGAUUGUAACAAGUGUGGUUACAUUUUGGGGCCAUUUGUUCAGUCCCAAGAUGUUGAAGUGAAACCGGGCUCUUGUCCUGAGUGUCAGAGCACUGGUCCAUUCAUGAUCAACAUGGAGCAAACUCUUUACAGAAAUUAUCAGAAAAUUACUGUACAAGAAUCACCUGGGCGUAUUCCAGCUGGCCGUAUCCCCAGAUCUAAAGAUUGCAUUUUGUUAGCUGACCUUUGUGACCGUUGUAAACCUGGUGAUGAAGUGGAUGUUACUGGAAUCUACACUAAUAAUUAUGAUGGCUCAUUAAACACAGAUCAAGGUUUCCCUGUCUUUGCAACUGUAAUUUUGGCCAACUUUUUGCUUGUGAAGGAUUGCAAGCAAAUAGUGCAAUCUUUAACAGAUGAAGAUGUAUCAGCAAUUCAGAAAUUGGCAAAGGACCAUCGUAUUGGUGAUCGCAUUGUAGCAAGUAUGGCACCGUCGAUUUUUGGCCAUGAUUAUAUUAAACGUGCAUUGGCCCUUGCUUUGUUUGGUGGAGAGUCAAAGAACCCUGGUCAAAAACACAAACUGAGAGGAGACAUCAAUGUACUUCUCUGUGGUGACCCAGGAACAGCAAAAUCACAGUUUUUGAAAUAUGCUGAAAAAAUUGCUCCACGAGCUGUUUUUACAACUGGACAGGGUGCUUCUGCUGUAGGUUUGACUGCUUAUGUGCGCCGUUCACCAGCAAGUCGGGAAUGGACUCUAGAAGCUGGAGCUUUGGUUUUGGCUGAUCAAGGUGUUUGCCUUAUUGAUGAGUUUGACAAAAUGAAUGAUCAAGAUCGCACAUCUAUCCAUGAAGCUAUGGAACAACAAUCUAUUUCUAUUUCUAAGGCAGGAAUUGUAGCCUCCCUUCAGGCCCGUUGUUCUGUCAUUGCUGCUGCUAAUCCUAUAGGUGGACGUUAUGAUCCUAGUAUGACCUUCGCAGAAAAUGUCAAUCUCUCGGAACCCAUCAUGUCUCGUUUUGAUAUAUUGUGUGUUGUGAGGGAUGAAGCAGAUCCUAUGCAAGAUGAAAGACUUGCCAAAUUUGUUGUGUCCUCACAUAUUCGACAUCAUCCAAGCAAGAUUAAUGACACUGUUCUUGAUGAUAUUGCUGUUCCUGAUCCUUUGCAGUCCACAGAUAUUGAACCCAUCCCUCAAGAACUACUUAAGAAGUACAUAGUUUAUUCCAGGCAACAUGCUCAUCCAAAGCUUCAGAACAUGGAUCAAGACAAAGUUGCAAAGAUGUACAGCCAGCUCAGACAAGAAUCUUUGGCAACUGGAAGUUUACCUAUCACUGUCCGUCACAUUGAAAGUAUGAUCCGUAUGGCUGAGGCAUCUGCUCGUAUGCAUCUCAGGGACUAUGUGCAGGAAGAUGAUGUAAAUAUGGCUAUCCGAAUGAUGCUUGAAAGCUUUGUUGAAACUCAAAAAUACAGUGUUAUGAAAACAAUGAGACAAACAUUCCAGAAGUAUCUGUCUUUCAAGAAGGACCAUAGUGAACUAUUGUAUUAUAUUCUACGACAAAUGACUCACGAACAGCUUGCAUUCAUGAGAGGUCUCCAUGGUUCUGCCCAUGAACCAAGCACUGUUGAAAUUAGUGAGAAAGAUUUUAUGGAUAAAGCCCGCCAGAUUGAUAUUCAUGAUGUGAAGCCCUUCUUUGAGAGCCGUAUUUUCAAGGCCAAUCAUUACUCUUACAAUCCUAAGAAAAAGGCUAUUGUUCAAUUGGUUGCUGAUACUCGUCUCGGUCGCUAAAAGAAUUGUCUUUUAUUCCAUCACAUGCAUCCUACUCAUUGUAACUCUUUCAACUGUAUAAAUUAUUGUAGUUAGGGUCAGGUAUUUUUAAUGCUCAAAUCCAUAUGACAAUGUAUUUUUGUAAGAUUUCUGUAUUUGGAGCUUUUUUUAACAUGCAUUAUGUAUUGAUAAUUAUUUCAAGGAAAUAAAUUAACCAUAACAUUUUACCUAAA